Molecule: messenger RNA, 1701 nt
Organism: Purpureocillium takamizusanense
Lineage: Eukaryota; Fungi; Ascomycota; Sordariomycetes; Hypocreales; Ophiocordycipitaceae
Exons: 1
Coding region: 232-810 (192 amino acids)
Source: RefSeq, a predicted model, not a curated record
GGUACAAUGAUGUCAAGCUUGCAGCAGAGUGACUACUCUGCCGUGAGCGGCCCCGCCCCUUGUGGUCGUCAUAUAUCACCCACUGAUAGACGGUCAACAACAGCCUUGUAGCCCUCAACCUCACGAUCCAAAACGUGUUUCGCGUGGGAAUCUCCUAGAAGCGACGCUACACCCAUCGAUACACGAAGCAAAGUCUCUGCGGCCAGUGGCUUUCUCGACGGUCAGGUCACAAUGGCGAAACUAACGCCACUGUCUUCUCUCCGCGUAUCCCGCCACUUGAUCCCAGCGUGGGACAUGAUUCCAAACACAAGCAUACAGAACCGGCCCCUUCUGAUCUACCACGGCGUCUUCCCGGCCGCAACACCGCCCAGCGCGGUUGAGGCACACCUCGCCCGCGUGGGCGUCGUGGAAGCCCAGUGGCGCUCCACCAUGUACGACACGACGCACUUCCACAGCAACACGCACGAGGUGCUGUGCGUGACGCGUGGCCGCGCGCGGCUCUGCUUCGGCGGCGAGGACAACCCGGGCCGAGUAGAGCCCGUCGUCGAGGGCGGCGACGUCGUCAUCGUGCCGGCUGGCGUCGGGCACCGCCUGCUCGACGACAUGGGGUCGUCGCAGGGCGGCGGCGGCGGCGGCGGCGGCGGCGGCUUCCAGAUGGUGGGCAGCUACCCCGUCGGCGCGCCGGCAUGGGACAUGUGCUACGGACGGGAGGGCGAGAAGACGAGGCUCGAGGGUAUCGGGAAGCUGGGCUGGCUGGAAAGAGACCCCAUCUACGGUGACGAGGGACCCGUUUUGAGUGCGGAGACGUAGCAGCAGCAGCAGCAGCAGCAGGGGGAUGCUGAUGGAAGCUGCAUUGGCUAAUGGGGUCGGUGGCACAGCAGACGACGACGACGGCCACAUGCAUCUGUGUGGGCUCUUGCUGCUCCCUCCAUCCUGCGCUCUGCAGGGGCAGGGGCGCGGCAGCACCAAUGUGGGAGCAGAUGCGGUGCGCGGAAGUGCGAGUUGCAUUUCGCGUGCAUCACCGCAGUGGACGUGUGUGGCCAUUUGAUGCGACGAGGAGCAAACGCCGAACCGAGGUGCGUAUGACUUCUGCAAAGGGGAGGCCACACGAUACGACGGCGGGAGGAGGCUCCUUUAACCCGCCUGAGCAGCGCUCUUCCGCCGCCGGACCACCAGAAGACGCAAGGCGAGGAGCAGGUUGAAGGGAGAAGGGCGCCCGUGAGAGGGACCUGACGCGGAUCGAUUGGGAGUUGAGUCAAGACAGCCCGCCAAGCAGCAUCAUAUCAUCAGGGCGUCAUGCUGCCCGCUCGUGUAACCAACAUUACUACGUCCUCGGCCUAGACGACGCAACUAUCCGCUCGCACGUGCCUGGGUCUCCCUCCUCGACGUAAGCGAGAGGGCCAUGUUGCACGUACUGACCGGCUCUGCAUCGCUCUCGGUGCUCGCAGGCGCCAUGUCUUCUCAUGGGCGGAUUGGGGAUGAGGGCGGCGGACUCGACCUGCCUGCGGUGGAGGUGGCGCUGAGCCCUGGUCGGGUACCACAUCAAUGUGAUGUUUUGGGAGUUGGCAGCAGUUGCGGUGUGCCCGAAACGAAGACAUUGCGACGCCUGUACGUGCUGUACUUGGCACAAUGGUCAUAAGGUCAUAAAAACCAUGAUAUUUGUCAAACGGUCUCUAAAUGUGUCUUUCAAUUUGGUCAGAG